This is a messenger RNA of Labrus mixtus (cuckoo wrasse), 1050 nucleotides long. Its product is annotated as DNA endonuclease RBBP8-like. Gene Ontology annotation, molecular function: Y-form DNA binding; double-stranded DNA binding; damaged DNA binding. Gene Ontology annotation, cellular component: site of double-strand break. The record is from RefSeq and is a predicted model, not a curated record. NCBI's taxonomy places the organism in Eukaryota, Metazoa, Chordata, Actinopteri, Labriformes, Labridae. The transcript has 5 exons. The coding region runs from base 42 to 410 and encodes 122 amino acids. Gene Ontology annotation, biological process: DNA double-strand break processing involved in repair via single-strand annealing; double-strand break repair via homologous recombination.
AGGAGGAUGAUGAUGAUCCUGACGAGACCUGCGUGAGUCAGAUGAAGGGGCACAAAGUGAACAGCCGCCCCACGUUUGCUCACGUCGUUGUGAUCCGUAAGAAGGACGAGAGGAGGAAGCUGAAGGGCGCCACCUGUAAAGAAUGUGACGUAUACUACGCUCACCUCCCAGAGGACGAGAAGCAGAAGAAGCUGUCUUCGUGUUCCCGGCACCGCUUCCUGUACAUCCCCCCGUGUACUCCCGAAAACUUCUGGGAAGUCGGAUUCCCAUCCACUCAAACGUGCAUCGACCGAGGGUACGUCCGCGAGGAGAAGAAACCUGAGGCUCGCACUCGGAGGAGACAACCGUUCAACGCUUUAUUCUCCCCGAAGAGGAACCAUCAGGACAGCGACAACAGCUUCUCUCUGUAGGACUGAAGUCAAGGUGACACCAAGGUUAGACCUGUGGGUCUGAUGCACAGAGGGUUUGAAGGCUCGGUGCUCACGCUGCUUUUAGAGGUCAAGAAGGAGACGUUUGUGGAUCAAUAAAAGUGAACGUGAAUGACCAACGAUGUCUGUUCGAUAAGAAACACAGAGCAUGAGACGACGUUCACAACGUUUAUUUGGUUAUUUGGGAAGCAGAAUAUCACAAAAUAAAGUUUUAGUAGAAAGAAUCUCUUGAGGGAGGGAGGGGCAGAGGCGAGCUGCAGGUUGGUCAUCUGGUCUGAGAGUCUGCAUCAGAAUAAAGCAGCAGAGCUCCUCCCACGUGACUGACAAGCACGCUGCCAACAUACAGGACAACACGCGUUAACCAAUGACAUCAUCGAGAUAUAAAACACACGGGAGAAACACGCACCAGAUCAGAGACGGAGUGUUGACGUCCAUGUGGAAGAUGAACGGAGAGAGACACACGGCAGAAACCUGGGGGGGAAGAGAAGGAGAACAGUUAUUACUCAAACCCUCGCUCCUCUCCAGCUCCGCCAUAGCUCCGCCCUCUUUCACUCAUGCUGAAGAUAUUUUUGUGUGCAGGAGUUUACCUACAAUCUUUAAAAUAAUAAAUUAUCUAACAUUG